Messenger RNA from Symbiodinium necroappetens, 3402 nucleotides. NCBI's taxonomy places the organism in Eukaryota, Dinophyceae, Suessiales, Symbiodiniaceae. The record is from the annotation of a GenBank genome assembly.
AUGGAAGAGGCAGGCAGGUUGCUUUCCACCAUCGAGCUUGAUGAGUUCACCAUCAAGGAGGUUCAGAAUGGCUGGGAGACGGUCGAAAAACGGCUGGGAGGUGCUAAAGCUGCCGGCGAGGAAGUGUUUGGUAAGCUGAAGAAUGAAGUGCCGAAGACACAGGGCAUGCUUACCAGAUCGAGCACUGUUUGGCACCUCACUUCCGAGUUGAUGCAAUCUCUGGAUGAGCCGAAGCUGGUGCAGAAACGUCUGGAGUACAUCGCCUUGCGCCACAUGAAUGCGGAUAUCACCACCGCCGAUGUCGAGGUGUUCCGCAACAUCCUGUUUGAAGUUUGUGCAUCGAAGCUUGGCGGUCUCAUGACUCCUGAGUUCCAGUUUGGACUUGGUCAGAUCGUGGUCGCCGUGGGCACCUCUUUGGCCAAGACACACGAGCACUAUGCGGCGAGGCUGAAGCUGCUGACCACGUGUUGGAAGGAGGUGAAUGCCAAUGGCGACGACGAGCAGGAAGGACAGGGUCAUGGAAAUGCGGUUCAGGAAAAUCCCGAGGAGGAGGGCGAGAAGGAGAAUCAGACGGAGCAGGCAAAGCCCGAUUCGCCCCGCAACGCGGACGCUGGUGGAAGCAAGGAGAUUGAGAAGGGUGAGAAAGAGGCUGAGCAGGAAGGACAUGGCGCGUGGAAGGACAACUCCAACAUGAACAUUCCGAAGACCUUCGCUGCCAUGGCGCGGUUCAAUGCCGCCGUCAUGGGUACCGGAGACCGGAUGUGGUUUGCUGACAUGCUCUAUGCCAUGGAAUCUCUCGUGCCUUACAUUGGCAACAUCGACCGAGUGCAGGAAGACUGCGAUGUGUUGACUCUCACCCUCGCGAAGUAUGAGAAAGUCAACCUCAAGGAGUUCCGGUCUGUGAUGUUUGCCAGCCUCAGAUCCCUCCUGCCCACCACCUGGAGCUCGGAGCAUGAAAACGCUUGGGCCUGGUUCUGGGGCAUUGUGGAGAAGAAGGUCGAGGAGAACAAGCAGCUCCCCGUGCACAACCACCAGUGCCUCAGAACUUUCCUUGCCCGCAUGGAUGAGGAGACCCUUGCUGACUUCAAGCUCAAGGUCUUUGAUACCUUCUUCGCAACGACGGAGGAGUCGCAGCUUUACCUGCGGGCGGCCAACAAGCGCCUGAUGUACAUCAUGGGACGGAUUUUGACGAUCAUGUCCGACAUCUACACGAAGACCCAUCAAGCGGUUAUUGCCCUGUCUGCUCUUGGCCUGCUCCAUGCAGGACAUGGGGUCCCCGAGGAUUUGGUACGCCCAUUCGUUCAAGCCUUCAUGGGAGGAAUCAAGCAGAACUGUCCGGAUGAGUCUUUGCAUGAUGGGCUUUGGUGGACGCUGGACCUCAUCGGCAGGAUCUUCAUCCGAACUUUGGCGGAGGGCUCAACACCUGUGAUCAUCGCCAUCAACAGGAACACGUCCAAGGCCAUGAAAACGGCUGUCGCGAACUAUCCGCGCGGAGAGCGCGAGGUGAUCUUGCUCAAGGUCCAAGUGGGCACUGAGUCCAUGUCUCCCCUCAUAUGGGCCAUUGAGAAGGGUGCCUUAGAGAGUGCCAAAGAAAUCCUCAACGACCUGCUCACCAUGCGCGCAGACCGUGCGCGGUACUACUAUGGCAUGGAAAUGCUCUUCACCCGCCACUCGGACAUCAUCAGCCUGCUGUGCACCAAAGCGCCAUCGUUGCUUCCCACCUUGUUCGAUGGCCUCAUCUGGCGUUCCAAGAAUGUCAAGAAUGGUAUGCGUCGUGCGAACUACUACAUCGCUUCCUUGCUGAGAGAUGAAAAUGGCCAGCUAACGGAUUCUCUCCUUGACCUGAUCAAGCAAGGAGAUCCCGAGAUCAUUUGCCAUCCCACCGUGGUCUUCCAAGCGGAUCUGCUCUGGACUCGGCUCUGUUGCCUGCCCUGGGCCCUGACGAAGUGUUGGUUCUGCCUCACUCUCGUCCUUUAUGUCAUGGCGGAACAGCAAGCCAUUGUUUCAAGUGAUCCGUUGAGCACUGAUCGAUUCACGGUGAUUGCUUGCCGGGCAUUGCUUUACGUUUGCAGCCUGGGGCAGCUUUUCGCGAAGCAUGCAUUCCAGACAUACAGAGCUGUUCGCCAGAAGGAGAUGACGCGAUAUUGCUGCAUGCCGGUGCCCAAGUAUGUGCUGCGGACGCGGCAGGAGCUAAUCGAGGUGCUUCUACUGCUCCUCCUGCUGUGCCUGCUAUGCAUUGAGCCAGCACUCCACUGUCUUGCCGUCAGUAGCGAGUUCCUCAUCGACUGCUGCGAGUACGGAGAGUGGCAAUGCAACCUCAUGCACAGUUACAACCGCCUCGCUGCCUUCCCGAUGGUGCUCUACUUUAUACUUGCCUCUGAGUUGGUACACCUAAAUGUCCACCUCUCCGUCUUCAGCGUGAUUUGUUCGAGCCUCAUGUGGGAGUUCCUCUUGUAUGUGGCAGUCCUCAUUUUCUUCACAGCGGCUUUUGCUUCGGCAGUUGCUUGCUUGCCGCAGUCCAUGGGCUCGGAUUCUGUUCAGAUGAGGGACUUCUUCAGCUGGCCUAUUGCCUUUGAGUCCUUGUUGUCCAUGGCUUUCAACACCUAUGGCAGUGACAACUACGAGCAGAUUGCGCAGGAAGACGAACCGAUGUUGAAAUGGUUCGUCAUGGGCUUCGCUGCUUGCUGGCACGUGUACCUGAUGAAUUUGAUGGUGGCCCAGCUGUGCCAGCGCUACAACGAGAUAUUCCACGAUGCACGCGGCAAUGCCCGGCUCACACGCGGCAUCAACAUCUACGAGACGUCAAUGCCACUGAUUUCCAAGAAGCGGUGGACUGCCUUUGUCGAGUCCUUGCGUUUGGAGGAGGCUUGCGAGCUGGACGAGGGCGACAACGGACCGCGCGGUGCGGUGCCCACCACAGAGGAUCCCUACGACUACUUGCAAUACCCCAAAGUAACGCUGGACCGUGUUCAGCGAUAUGGAGGACUUGCAAAUCCCGAGCUGCCCUGGCCGUCGCUCGAGGAGGCCAACGAUGACAGUGCGGUCGGCAAGUUGACGCGGAUGACGCAAGCCAAGUUUGAGGAAAUGGACCGGCUGAUGGUGGAUAUGGCCAUCAAGCUUCAGGUGCGCCCUCCAGGCACCGCCGGUGGCACCAACACCUUCGCAGCAAGCCAUGCCUCCCAACAGUCACAGCAACGUGAUGAAAGCAAGCAGGUUGAUCACGACCAAGAUCAUGAUGCAUUGAAGGAGUCGACUGAGGACGUUGCAGACGAACUAGGUUUGAAUGAGAGGACCGCCAACGAGCUUCUGGAGGAGCGCACGGAGGAAGGCGAGACGCUGGCGACGACGCCGUAUGGCAUCAACCCCAGCGAGAAUCGCAGCCCUAGCGCCGUGCAGACUUGA